Hydra vulgaris (swiftwater hydra) is the source of this 2333-nucleotide messenger RNA. RefSeq names its product synaptotagmin-4. Lineage: Eukaryota; Metazoa; Cnidaria; Hydrozoa; Anthoathecata; Hydridae. Gene Ontology annotation, cellular component: plasma membrane; exocytic vesicle. Gene Ontology annotation, biological process: cellular response to calcium ion; calcium-ion regulated exocytosis; regulation of calcium ion-dependent exocytosis. The record is from RefSeq and is a predicted model, not a curated record. Gene Ontology annotation, molecular function: phosphatidylserine binding; SNARE binding; calcium ion binding.
AAUUAGUUAGUAAGCUGCCUAAUAAUAAAAGAAAAUUAGUUUGAAAGGUUUUAUGUUCUAAUCGUUAUUUGAUGUAUAUGUAUUCUUAAUCGACAAGAAAAAUAUGCAACUGGUGUAAAAGUAGGGACAUAGUACUGAUUACCAUUUGCUCAUUAAAUGUAACAAGUUUUUAAUGUUGUAGAGAAAGACAUCGUUUUUCAAUUGGAUGAUUAAAAAUGAUUGCAGUAGAAGUUACUUUGAUACUGGCUGGGACAUUUUUAUGUGUAAUAUUGUUUUUUGCCGUCUUUACUUUAUGCAAAUAUAUACGCAAUAAAAAUAGAAAGAAGAAGUCUAAUGAUCAUCCUCAACUAAUCGUUAAGAAUCCUAGCGAAUUUUCAAUUAUAAAAGUGAAGACUCAAUUACCAGUAAAAGAUGGUGACAGGACAAAGUACCCAUCGUCGAGCAUUUUUGUGAAUGAGUGGGUUCAUACAUUCGGACGAAGAAAUUCUCCAACUAUUGUGGUUUCAGAUGAAUAUUAUCCUAAAUAUUCUGAAAGGUCAGAUAGUAUUUCUCAUGAGGCACCAUUAGUUGUCAAAGAAAGGUCUUCUUCUCAAAUAGAAUUAAAGCAGCGUAAGAUUAGUAAUGGAGCGUUGGAGCAAUUAGCUAAACAAGGUAAACAAGUAUGCAACUCCGAUCUCCGUUCACGUUCAGAACUUUUUAGUGAAGAUGAUAGUUUGUCAUGGGAAAUUGAUUCACUGAAUAAUGACGCGGAAUACAAUUCAGCAGAUAGUUUCCUUAGCGAUAGUGACCAAUCAUGUUCAAGCUAUUCUAGUACUGGCGUAAUUGAGUGUAACAAAAAACAUCUUCAUGGUAUAAAGAGAAAGAUAGCUUCCAAUCGCAAGAACAACCAAACUAAUUUGUUAAAAAGAAAAAAAAUUGGAACUAUAACAAUGAAAACUAAAUUUUUGAGCAGUAGUAACACUUUAGAAGUAUGGAUUUCUCGAGUUGUUUAUUUUAAUCAUAAAAAGCCUAACAGUUGUCUAAAUUUUUUCGUUCUUCUGAGUAUAAUGCCAGAAAAAAUACAAGUACAAUCCUCAAAGUGUAUAAAAGGUAGCAAUGAGUUCAACUUUAACGAACAAUUUUGUUUCCAAGAUAUAACAAAAUUAAAUAGAUGUAAUUUACAAAUAAAAUUGAUAAAACAUAACAAGAUGAAGAAAUUUCAUAAACAAAUUAUUGGAGAAGCACAAAUACCCAUUACUGAUCUUAGCUAUGCAGGUGAAGAAUCCAAUAUUAGUUGUGAUCUUUUUUGGCAUUUUACGACCAAGGCAUCUUUGGGAUCAAUAAACAUCUCUUUAUGUCAUCAAGCUACAAUAUCCAAGCUCGAUGUGAUUAUAACUGAAGCAAAAAGUUUGCCAAAGUUUUCAAAUCCUUAUGUUACCGUUUCAUUAUUUCGAGAAGAAACAAUUGAAAUGAAAAACACCUCUAAAAAAUACAACUCGUCCAAUCCUAUAUUUAAUGAAUCGAUAGAAUUUGAUAUCUGUACAGAUAUUUCAAACCCACUUUCGGUUUAUACAAUGGUUGUUACAGUUAAUGAUUCAAGUUUUCUGGGUAAAAACUGUGUCAUUGGUCACGUGAUAUUUAGUUUGCUUUCUCCACAAAAAUCUGCUGUAACUCAUUGGCAACUUGUGCAGGAUUCUCCCCAUCAAUCUCAUUCAGAAUGGCACACUCUGAUAGAUCCAAAUGAAAUCUAAAAAUUAACUUAUCUCUCUAAUCAGCUGGUUGGCUAAUUUUCGUACUUAAGAUUUAUUCUGGAGAAAUUUAAUUGUAGAGAAUUCAUUCUGCAGUUUUUAACAUUAUGCAGAUUUUUUUUAAAAAGUCCAACAAAUACGUGCAACAAAACGAGAAAAUUUUCUAGUGUUUUUUACCAAACAUAUAUUUGGAAAUCAGUUAUGCAAAUUUUAAGUUCAUUUACGCGAUCGUUCUAUUUUUAACGUAAAAAGGCAAAAUAAUCGUAGUAAUGAUACAGUUAUUGCUAAAUCAAUCCAACCACUCAUAACUAUUAUAGAUAAUUACCUCAAAAGGUUGAUAAUCUAUUAUACAUAAUUACCUCUGCAAGGUUGCUGUUUAUGCUGUUCACAAUACACUAAACAAUCACGCGUUGCGUGAAUGAUUGUGUAGUUGUCAACCACUCAUCUGAUCACUGGAUUGCGCAUCUCUAACAAUAUUCAAAAUAAAGCCAAGUUCGCCAUUUUAGCAAGCUCCAAAACACAAAAGUAAUGGAGUUGUGCUUAAAGAUUUGUUUAUUUUGUGCUUUUUAUAAAAAAAUUUUAUGCUUUUUCUUUAUACCUUUUUAA